Molecule: messenger RNA, 2835 nt
Organism: Ceraceosorus bombacis
Lineage: Eukaryota; Fungi; Basidiomycota; Exobasidiomycetes; Ceraceosorales; Ceraceosoraceae
Source: the annotation of a GenBank genome assembly
AUGCCGAUUCCGGCCGGUAUUGCGACGCCUUCCGGCACCGUCGGCUCUCCUGCAGAGCUUCUGCCCACUUCUAACGCACGCGAUGUAGUCGAUGCCCAGGAACCGGGUCUCAAGGUCCCGGUCUCGCUGUCGAGGAAAGGCGAAACGAAAAGACUACGCGGCAAGAGCAUUGUAGCGAGCGGCAAGACGAGAUGCUGCAGCAGGGAGCCUACCCCAGAAACGGAGCCGCUCUUGCGCCCAGAUGUGCUGGAAUUGAUCUUGUUGGAGCUGAUUCCGACACGAGAAGCAUUCCUGCAAGGCGAAGUCUUGGUUUAUGGCAACUGGAUGGAUGUCUCCAAUCUGGACGAGAAAUUCACACGUCACGCUUUGGCAUGGGAAGGUGUCGCCUUGACACAAUGGCUGCUUCAGCUUCGACUCUUAGACACCUCUUGGAAUCAAGCAAGUGAGCUUCAUGCGCUCCUGACUUCCUCUUUUAUCGCAGACUGAUACUGACGCACGGUCCGUCUUCGGAAUCCAGUCAAGAAUUCGUCUCUUUGGGUGCAGCUAGAAGAGGUUUUCUUUCAGUUCCCAGGGCCCCCAAUGCAGCCGACGGAACAGCCCUUUGAGCGAUUCUACAGUAAGCUACGCAACAUCUGCGUGCCAUGUUACUUGAACGAUCGGAUCACUUCGUCAAAGGGGCGCAGGAGACCAUCAUUUGCGUUCGGAUGGGUGCCCAUGUGCAACAAUCACUCAUACAUUGUCAAGUCGGUACAGAAUCCUCCCCGUCACCGCGCGCUUUGCUGGAAGUGCUUCGACGAGGGAGGCAAGAAUGAAAAUUGCGCUAUCGUCCAAACCGGGGAUGAUGAAGCAUUCGAAAACAAAGCAAACCAAAUGGGUAACGCAUGCGGAACUUGUCGCAAGAAGGCUCUUGAAGAAGCCUUAAAUCGAAGGUCAGUGAGCUUCAUUACAGCGGAUGGGGCUGCUCGAGACCACACGCUGACUCCAGACCUACCCGCAGCUGGAAGCACCUAGGCAUCCUACUUCGUGGCUCGUCCGCUCUGAUUCAUGCCCCUGCAAUGAGGUACAUCAAUUGGGGCGAUUGGUCUGCCAGCGAUGCUGCGGAAGAAGUUGCGUCGAACGUAAGUCUAUGAAGACGCUUUCCAAGCUCUCUUAUUGACAACCCUCCGCUCCUUCUGCCUCCUGCUUUGAAGUAUUGGCUCUACUGCUACACGAGAUGGCCUGACUACUACGCAAGUACCCUUCAGUUGCUCAACGAGUCUGCCGUCAACGAGCAGCGCAACAUUGUCCUGGCCUUUGUUGAAACCCGACCGGGCGAUGCAGGAGAUCUUUGGCACCUUUGGGAGCAUGCAUGGGUGGAAACGAAAGCUGUGCUGGCGAGGACAUCAAACUUCAGGGGGAUGCUUACUAGAAUCAAGCGCCAUGGUUUCUCGACUGUGUAUCACUCCUUGAUCGACCAGUACAGGAACAGCCUCGUAUUCACAGAGAAUGGCAGGUCGGCACGUUGCCCUUCCAUCGACGACAUGGAACGGCUACUGUAUCGCGCUCUACCUCGUGAGCUGAACGAAGAGCAAGAGGAGCGCACGAUCCGCGAGUCUGUGUACGAAUACCUCUCGCAAGUAGCGCGUGGUGGUAGGUCGAUCAUCAGCUCAUCCAGGCUAACAUCGAAACGCGGCUGACGACUCAUCUCUUCAUGCCGCAGGUAUCUGGAUGUCCGUUCGCGAGGCUUCUCUACAACAAAAGAAUCACAACGGAUGCUUGUCUGGUAUGCCGAUCGAGCCAGACGAUUUCGAUUUGAACAAUCCUCGCAAUUGCGGCGCUCCGAGUCUGAAUCCGAAGUUUGCGGCCCGCGUCCGAGCAGACGACGAAUUCCGCAUCGUUCUUACGCUUCCCCCCCCGAUGCCUCAGCGUCUGCAGCAAAUUGCGGAGCAGUACUGGCUAAGAGACGUUAUCAGAGAGCUUGUCCGCCCAGCUCUGCUCAAUCUGGCCAAAUUCAUCAAGAACUCGAGUCGAGAUGAGACGCAAGCUGCAAUUGACCUCUUUGCCUUUGAGUUGGACGACAUUCUUGCCUUUCUCCGGCAAAAACAGCUCUGGGUCACUAGUCGACGAGUGUCGGCUCGCAAUGGUACCAACGAGCCAGCAAGCGUGCCGCUCGUGCCUGCUUCAGCGAGGGACAUCGGUCGCUCAACCAGUCUGGGCAUCAUGAGUCUCUGGGACGAGAUCAUUGAGCCCCUCAAAGAGUGCAAUUGCAAGAUCUGCGCCCGUGGCAAGCGCAAGAGGGAGGCAGAAGAGGAGGACACGGAAGUGAGCGACGAAGUGAACCCCGACUGCGGUGAGGUGCAAGCUUUUCUGGAGCAAGUAGGAGACACAGCUCAGUCAUCGGCAGGCUCUGGCUCUGGCGACCAAUCCGGUAUCGUGGAGGCUUGUAACUCUGACGAGGAUGUCAUGAACGAAGACGACAUCAUCCUCCCCAUGGCAGAUUCGCCAGAGACACCAGUGGCCGAGUUGCUUUUCGAAGAUCACUCCACUCCUCUCAUUGGAGCCGCAGCAUCUGGAAGCUGGGCGCAGCCUCGAAGUGUGCCGGAGCUUCCUGAUGAAAUUGUCCCCACGUCUUCCAGCAGCCAGUCCGAUUCGGUAGUCAGCGAGAAGAGCAGAGCACCAUUUCCAUCAGAGGUCGGUCGGAAGGCUGAUGCAAGAGACGAAGGUGCCACUUCUGCGCUCCAGGAUCGCAUGAGCGCCAAGCCUCAGCGCGAAGCCGAUGAAGCACGACUCGCGCACCAAAGACCUAGCGGGAGCAGCAAGAGGAUCAUUUUGAACCACAAACGACAACGAAAUUGA